Myripristis murdjan (pinecone soldierfish) is the source of this 3727-nucleotide messenger RNA. RefSeq names its product early growth response protein 1-A-like. Gene Ontology annotation, biological process: regulation of transcription by RNA polymerase II. Gene Ontology annotation, molecular function: DNA-binding transcription factor activity, RNA polymerase II-specific; RNA polymerase II cis-regulatory region sequence-specific DNA binding. Lineage: Eukaryota; Metazoa; Chordata; Actinopteri; Holocentriformes; Holocentridae. The transcript has 2 exons. The coding region runs from base 455 to 2137 and encodes 560 amino acids. The record is from RefSeq and is a predicted model, not a curated record.
ACCGUAGAGCCCAAGUUCAUGUCUCACCAGCCUACCGUCUCACUCAACACAUGUAACAGGGGAAAUAACGGGAAAACAAACACGACACAUUUUAUUUUGAAUCGAUUACUCAUUCAACAUCUGCUUCCAGAUGAGACCACAGGCCUGUAGGCAUAGCAGGCCUGUUUAUUAUAUUUUUAAAUAGCUCCUAAAAAAAAACAAACCUGUGUUUGGACCGUGAUUUUUGUUUUGCCGAGAGGAAACCUAACCCAAAAAGCGUCCAGCCUUGGCUUCCUCCGAGCAUCACCGUCCACAGCAGCAGCACCAGCCCUGCCAAAGCGCCUCUCCCACGGUUCCACGGACAUCAGUGGCAGGUGAGCCCGAGGAGAUCAGCUCAGUCUCCCGGCAACCUGGUUCCCAGGAGCCGCUGAAUUCCGUCUCUGCUGCUACUGACCCGUCUACCGCAUCCAAGGAGAUGGCUGCAACAAAGGCAGAGCUACUUUUGUCCGCCCUGCAGAUAUCCGACCCCCUGGCCGGCUUCCCUCCUCCUCUCUCCCCGCUGGACGGCUACCCGAAGCUGGAGGAGCUGCAGAUGCUGCUGCAGAGCGCCGCGGCGGGGGGCUCACUGCUGGCCGCAUCGGCCGCAGAGGGAGCCGGGCUGCUGAGCGGGGACCCGGCGGACUUCGGAGACUCCUUCCCAGAGCUGUCAGUUGGUUAUGGUGACACCAAAGGCCUUCCAGACCUCCAGAACCUCUCCUCUCUUCCAUCGCGGCUGCCUCCUCUCACCUACAGUGGGCGCUUCACUCUGGAGCCCACCACUGCCAGCAGCAGCAGCAGCCUGCUGACAGAGCCUUUCCUUAGCCUGGUCACCGGGUUGGUCAGCAUGGCCACUUCCCCUUCUGCAGCCUGCAGCCUCUCCUCUACUUCCUCAGGGUCCUCCUCGUCACCAUCUUCAUCCCAGCCCACCUUGAGCUCCGUCCAGAUCAGCGACAGCUCUGGCGACGUCAGUUCAGUCUAUUCUGCAUCGCCAACAUACACCUCCUCAGCUAACUCGGAUCUCCUCUUCCAUCCUCCUGACUCUCAGCCAGCCUCCCAGGCCUUCCCUGCACCUCCAGGCCAGCCACAGUGCCCUCCUCCUGCCUACCCAAGCCCAGGCUCCAGGCUGGCACUCCAGAGUCCCUCUGUCAUGGUGCCCAUGCUCCCUGACUACCUCCUGUCCCAGCAGCAGCUGCAGGAGAGCGAACUCAGCCUGUUGGCCCAGGACCAGAAGCCUCUACUCGGCCAGGUGCAGGGCCUGCAGAGCCUCACCCUGCAGCUACCCCAGCAGCAGCAGCAGCCUCCUCUCACCCCACUGUCCACUAUUAAGGCCUUUUCCUCUCAGAUACAACCUCAGCCUCACAGCCUGCUGGCUCAGGGCUCCGCCGCCGGUUCGGCCUACCAGUCUCAGCCUGCCAAGCCUGGGCGGGCAAGGAAGUACCCAGUGGGCCGGCAGUGUAAGACGCCGCCCCACGAGCGCCCCUAUGCCUGCCCUGCCGAGGGCUGUGACCGCCGCUUCUCUCGAUCAGACGAGCUGACGCGCCAUGUCCGGGUGCACACUGGCCAGAAGCCAUUCCAGUGCCGCAUCUGCAUGAGGAGCUUCAGCCGCAGCGACCACCUGACCACGCACAUCCGCACGCACACCGGGGAGAAGCCCUUUGCCUGCACCGAGUGUGGCCGCAAGUUCGCCCGCAGCGACGAGCGCAAGAGGCACGCCAAGAUCCACUUGAGGCAGAGAGACAGGAAGACGGACAAAAACCCUUCCCCUCCCACCUCGUCCUCCUCUUCCUCUGCUCCUGUCAGCAUCGCAGACCCUUCCCCCGUCCCCGUCUACUCCUCCCCUCCCACCUCCUCCCCCUGCUCCUCCUCCUACUCCUCUCCAGGGCACAGCUCUUUCACCGCUUCUCCUGCCACCUCGCUCUUCACCAGCUCCUCCUCCUCCUUCUCUUCACUCAAUGUCCAGGUGGCCUCCCCCUGUUUCACCUCUCCCUCAUCAUCGUCACAUGUCUACACCUCCUCCUCCUCUCCCCAGCUCUACUCCUCCUGCUCCUCUCCCAUGGGGAGUCCUCAGUCUGACGUCCCGGCCCAGCUCCCCUCUCCCCACAGCUCUGACAUCUGCUGAGGCCCAGGAAGCUUUCUGUGUACAGAACAUGUGGAGAAAUGUAGGAAAGAGACGGUGACCUGAAACACUUCAUUUUUUUGCACCACGAUUCUGCUUUAUUGGACAGUUUUAUGUGGAAGAAUGACAGGAAGAGAGAGAAAGAGAGAGAGAGAGAGAGAGAGAGAGAGAGAGGGCUGGAUCUCUGCUUGGGAACCUCAGAGGUGUGUUCUGUCCACCAGCGCUCAGCAUCCUUCCAUCAGGUCUGUGGCACUUCAGUCGUGAAGCUCUUUCAACAAAGUGUCCUUCCCAACCCCCCACUUCUUUUUUUAUUCCAUUUCAUCAACAUAUUCCCACCAUGAGCACUUUUCAUCCUGGUUUGUAACAGCACGUCAGCCAUGGCUCUUAGAAAAAAAAAAAAAAAAAAAAGACUUGAGCUUCAUCUCUCCAAAUCAGCUGUACAGACGGACCCAGACCAGUCUAGUGCACCGUGAGCCAUAAGGGCAUAUUCCCAUCUUUCUCUCUUUUUUCCCCCCAACUUAACUACAGCUGCACUAGCCCACUGUUGUCUUACCCAUGGGCAUUUUGCUCAACGAGGCUAACCUUGUCCAGUUCCUGUGACUCUCAGUUCAAGCUUCAUCUUCCAGAAAGCUUGUGAGGCAGACACUUUGAUGAGUUUGAAGUGUUCAAACAGUCAUGGCCUCAUCUUCAAGUCUGUAGAUCCCAGUGCAGCCGCAUUGGGCACGCAGCACGUUUACUUCUCUCCGCUUGGUGCCAUGUUGGAUUGGCAUUUAACACUUUAGGCUGGUUGCUGCCACUCUUAUGCAGACUAACCUAAUAGGGAGUGCAACCGCUUAAUAAUCUGAUUGUUAAAACAUGAAACACAGAUGAGUUUAACUACUAACCACCAGCCUGGGGCGAACAUGUUUGACUCCUUUACUAGACAUUUUCGUGGGUCACCAGUCAUUUGGAAACCCUCUUUGCAUUGUAUAAACUUGUAUCAUUGGAAAAAUAUUGAAAGUGGCUGGUUUGUUUUGGGAUGUGCCAGGCCACCGUGGUUGAGGAACUAAAACUUCAGUUUCCUGUUCUCCUCUCCAGUAGAGUUGUUACGCCACACAGUCGGCAACUUCAACACAGCAUGCUGGAAAUCAACCAAAGUAUGUAGUAAAUACAGUGUUUCCUAUAAUAUAAUUCCUAUAAUUUGAUGCCUUUAAAGAGAGCUCACAGCAAGUAAAACUUUGUAUUGGAUGGAUGUUUAGCACCAUGUAAAAACCUCUUGUUAUAUGCACCAAAGGGGAGAUUUUUCAAAACAAGCCAACCCCCAAAAUUGUAAAUGUAUGUAUUUUUUAAGUGGAAAUGUAUAUACUUGAUGUUAUGGAUAUGUACAAGUACAUCGGGUGUACAUAUUAAAAUACCGUGUUUAUUUUUUUUUACCUACUGAGUAGGCAGGGGAAUUUUGUAUGUGGUUUACAUGCAGGUCAUUAUUUGGUUGAUUUUGAUACUUAUUUACCUGUGUUUACUGAAGAUACUGAAUGUGCAUCUCUGCCAAGGAUAUUGACUGUAUCACAUCAACCUUCAAGCAAAAAGGUGUAUGAAUAAAACCAAGAAAUCCUA